This is a messenger RNA of Pollicipes pollicipes, 2518 nucleotides long. RefSeq names its product COP9 signalosome complex subunit 2. Gene Ontology annotation, molecular function: protein binding. NCBI's taxonomy places the organism in Eukaryota, Metazoa, Arthropoda, Thecostraca, Pollicipedomorpha, Pollicipedidae. The record is from RefSeq and is a predicted model, not a curated record. The transcript is spliced from 10 exons. Bases 70 to 1404 code for a protein of 444 amino acids.
AAGGCUGCACGUACCGGCUGCGGUGGCUGGGUUCGAGCAUCAAGAAAACACCAGAAAAACAAAACAACCAUGUCAGAUGCAGAGGUAGACUUCAUGUGCGAUGAUGAUGAAGAUUAUGACUUGGAAUACUCGGAGGAUAGUAACUCAGAGCCAGACGUGGACUUGGAAAACCAGUACUACAAUUCCAAAGCACAGAAGGAGGAAGACCCCACCGCGGCAUUGGCCGCCUUCAAGAAAGUCCUCGACUUGGAGGGUGGCGACAAGGGCGAGUGGGGCUUCAAGGCGCUCAAGCAGAUGAUCAAGAUUAACUUCAGACUGGGCAACUACACGGAGAUGAUGAACCACUACAAACAGCUUCUUCAGUACAUCAAGUCUGCUGUGACUAGGAACUAUAGUGAGAAGUCAAUAAACUCUAUAUUGGACUACAUAUCUACAUCCAAGCAGAUGGAGCUACUGCAAGACUUCUACGAAACGACGUUGGAGGCCCUGAAGGAUGCCAAAAACGACCGGCUGUGGUUCAAAACCAACACCAAGCUCGGCAAGCUGUACUUUGACCGCGGGGACUACGCCAAACUGCAGAAGAUCCUCAAACAGCUGCAUCUGUCGUGCCAGACCGAUGCCGGCGAGGACGACAUGAAGAAGGGCACGCAGCUGCUGGAGAUCUACGCGCUCGAGAUCCAGAUGUACACGGCGCAGAAGAACAACAAGAAGCUGAAGGCGCUGUACGAGCAGUCCCUGCACAUCAAGUCGGCCAUCCCACACCCGCUCAUCAUGGGCGUCAUCCGAGAAUGCGGCGGAAAGAUGCAUCUCCGUGAGGGAGAGUUCGAGAAGGCGCACACGGACUUCUUCGAGGCUUUCAAAAACUAUGACGAGUCGGGCAGCCCACGACGAACGACGUGCCUGAAGUACCUUGUCCUCGCCAACAUGCUGAUGAAGUCGGACAUCAACCCGUUCGACUCGCAGGAGGCCAAGCCGUACAAGAACGACCCGGAGAUCCUUGCCAUGACGAAUCUCGUGUCCGCCUAUCAGAACAACGAUAUCAACGAGUUUGAGAAGAUCCUGAAAACCAACCGGAAAAACAUCAUGGACGACCUGUUUAUCCGGGAGCACAUUGAGGACCUGCUGCGGAACAUCCGUACCCAGGUGCUGGUGAAGCUGAUCAAGCCGUACACGCGGAUACAGAUCCCGUCCAUCUCCAAGGAGCUCAACAUCGACGUGGUGGAGGUGGAGAACCUGCUGGUCUCCUGCAUCCUCGACAACACGAUUGCGGGUAGCAUCGACCAGGUGAACCAGGUGCUGGAGCUGGCGCGCGAGCCGCGCGAGACGCGCCGCUACAACAUGGUGGACCUGUGGGCGCGCCAGCUGUCCUCCCUGCACGCCACCGUCGUCAACCGCAUGAUGUAGGCCCCGCCGGCGACAGGCGCGCGCCGCGGGACAGAACACGAGCGGCGCGGGGCUCAGCGGGCGCCGUGGACCGGUCCGGCGUGCCGCGGGGGUCGGUGGAGCGGGCGGCGGCGUGGCGCGGACCGCACAGGAGGUGUGGCGUUCAGGGAGCACGCCUGUCGCCGUCUCGACGGCGUCUCCCGGCAGCCGGCGGUCGGUCGACCGUGCGCUGGUCGCGCUGGAGCGGCCCGGCGGAUCGGCGCGCGCCGCCGGUGGAGGUCUCCCGUCGGAUGGUGCGCCGUCACCGUCACUAGUGCGGUGUCCGACGACGCCGGGGCUAGCGGACCGUACCAGCGUCCCCUGCCACGCCGCCGCCGGUGGAGGUCUCGCCGUCGGAGGGUGCACCGUCACCGUCACUAGUGCAGUGUCCGGCGAGGCCGGGACUGGCGGACCGUACCAGCGUCCCUGCCACGCCACCGCCGGUGGAGGUCUCGCCGUCGGAGGGUGCACCGUCACCGUCACUAGUGCAGUGUCCGGCGAGGCCGGGACUAGCGGACCGUACCAGCGUCCCUGCCACGCCGCCGCCGGUGGAGGUCUCGCCGUCGGAGGGUGCACCGUCACCGUCACUAGUGCGGUGUCCGGCGACGCCGUGACUAAUGGACCGUACCAGCGUCCCCUGCCACGCCGCCGCCGGCCGCCCCGACCGCCUUCUUUCGGUGGAGAUCCCCCUCACCGCAGUCUGCCACAGCCGGAGUAGUCGGUCGCCCGUCCUGACGGAGCUAGCUACGGCUACUGGGUUGCUGGUAGCUGGCCGAGUGUCGAAGCGAGCGGUUCUCGCACACGAAUCCUUGUUGGACCUUUUACUUGGUGUUGGCCCGAGUCCCGUCUGCGCCGCGACAGCCUUGCGUUGGCGGCGCCUGUCAGCGGCGGCCAGCUGCGUAUCAAUCCAGUACUUGUGAUAGUGGUGAAGAGGGCUCAGUCACCAGUAACUUGUCCAUGCUCUGAACGGCGGAUUGUUCACGGGCCCGGAAGGGAAGUGUGCAUUUGAUCGGAAGGUGUAUGUGUUUGUACACUGUGCAAUGGGAUGCAGUACAGUGGACACGUUCGCGGGGACCGAGUGAGUACUUGUGUUUGU